Onychostoma macrolepis is the source of this 1804-nucleotide messenger RNA. Its product is annotated as adhesion G protein-coupled receptor E3-like. Gene Ontology annotation, biological process: cell surface receptor signaling pathway; adenylate cyclase-activating G protein-coupled receptor signaling pathway. Gene Ontology annotation, molecular function: G protein-coupled receptor activity. The record is from RefSeq and is a predicted model, not a curated record. Gene Ontology annotation, cellular component: membrane. The transcript has 10 exons. Lineage: Eukaryota; Metazoa; Chordata; Actinopteri; Cypriniformes; Cyprinidae. Bases 86 to 1351 code for a protein of 421 amino acids.
GGUAGACAUUCGAAGACCAACAAACACUAACUGAAAGGACUGGGGCUUUUAAAGACAGGACAAUCAAGGAAAGGGACGAGUCUUCAUGGUUGGACCACAGGUUGCCUUUGAGAAAAUCCCUCGACUUGACACAACAAAUUCUUCUGUGGCCAUCGAUCUCAUUGGGAUCGCCAAGAACAACAAUGAAAGGUCAGCUGCUGUGGCUUUCAUGAGCUACAACACGAUGGAGAAUCUACUGAAGCCAGACUUCUUCAAAACAUCAAAUAACACGGUUAAAACCAUGAUGUCCACAGUGAUCUCAGCUACUCUUCCCAAAACCACCAACACUAACCUCACAAAACCAGUCAACUUCACCUUCAAACACAUCAGAGAGUUUGUUCCCAGCGGUUCUCUGUCCUGUGUGUACUGGAAUAUCAGCGAGUGGAUUGUAGAUGGCUGUUCUGUUUUAAAGACCAACAGCAGCUACACUGUGUGUUCCUGUAUUCACCUUUCAACAUUUGCUCUCAUCAUGCAAACCAGCCACCCAGCAGAGAGCGACUCUCAGUUGGAUCUGUUGAAUUUGGUGUGUGUGAUCAUGGGGCUGGUGUUCUUCAGUUUGGCCCUGUUGACCUUUCACCUUUGUCAGUGGAGUUCUGGAGUGAAUAAUGUGGCUCGAAUCAACAUCUGCAUCAGUCUUCUGUUGGCUCACCUUCUGUUCCUGCUCACACAGAGGUUCCUAAGCCUCAUACGGCCUCAGCAGGUGUUGUGUGCCGUAAUCUCAGGCCUUCUGCACUUCCUCUUCCUCUCCGGCUUUGUGUGGAUGUUCAUCGAAUCUGUGAUGCUCUUCAUCUGUGUGAAGAACCUAUCACAGAUCAGCUCCAAAAAGAGGGAGGUGCUUAGCAGUGGAUUCCUGUGUGUGAUUGGAUAUGCAGUUGCUCUGGUUGUGGUGUGUGUGUCUGUUGGUCUGGUUCCGGAAGGCUAUGGCAGUGAACACUGCUGGAUUAAAAUAGAGAAAGGCUUCAUCUGGAGUUUUCUGGGUCCUGUUUGUGUCAUACUAGUGUCAAACACGAUUCUCUUCGUCAAGAUCAUCAUCACUCUGAGCUCAAAACUCACAAAUCUUAAUGCUGAAGUUUCACAGAUGAAACAAACCAAGAUUAUAGUGUUUAAAACACUGGCUCAGUUUGUUGUUCUUGGUUGCUCCUGGAUUCUGGGUUUCUUCACAAAAGGCAGUAAAGUGCUGGAGAUCCUCUUCCUGAUCUUGAAUUCCCAGCAGGGAACCUUCAUCUUCCUCAUCUAUUGUGUCCUCAAUGAUGAGGUCAGGCAGCAGUACAAGAAGUUCUUCAGAUGUCUUUUCUGUGUCAAACAACACUGAGUACUACAACAUCAAUGAUGGCAAUUUAAAUGAAAAUGAUAAAUGUAAAUGAUGGCAAAUUAAAAAGAAAUGAAAACUCCAGAAAACUAUUUAAUGUUUGCAUGGUAAUAAGAAAUAGUUCUACGGAAUUGUGCAAGAUUAACAAAUUUAUAACUUUACAAUUAUAUCUUUGUUGAGCUCAGACAGCUCCAGCUGAAUGACUUUAUGACUUAUUUUGUGAGGAUCCAUUUUACAGUAUAUUACUUUAAAUAUUGUACUGUACUAUAAUAUAAACAGUUUUUUUUUUUUUUUUCCGGAAUGAGGGACACAGGUUUUAUUGAUAUAGUGAAUUUACAUAUGAAACUAAACUAUAAAAAUAAGUAAAUGAACAGCUAAUGUCUUCAGUGUAAGUAGCUUGAACUUUGUAUUAAAACCGAAUUGAAUUUUGCUUUUGUUCAGGUCACAUUUGGGUUU